This is a messenger RNA of Thlaspi arvense, 402 nucleotides long. The record is from the annotation of a GenBank genome assembly. NCBI's taxonomy places the organism in Eukaryota, Viridiplantae, Streptophyta, Magnoliopsida, Brassicales, Brassicaceae.
AUGUGUUUUGGUCUGAGCGAAAGCUUUGGAUUUUGGAACUGCGAGAAAAACACGGUAGAGUUACGAAAUGAACUUGGUCCAGGGAAGAUUCUGAGAGUGAAUUGCACAUCGAAAGAUGACGUGAUAGGGGUCAAGGAGGUGGCGUUCAAUGAUGCAUAUCACUUUAGGUUUAAGGAACACAGGACAAAAAGAACAAUAUGGCUUUGUCUCUUGAGGUGGAGAGGUCAAGAGGACUUGUAUCAUGACUUAUGGCCUGCGUACAGAGGAGGCAACACACGUCGAUGUGCUGAGAAACGCUCAUGGAUCUCUCUACCUGAUGGCAUUUACUUGGAGAAAAACAAGGAACCGCGAAAGUACGUUGAUAAAUGGUUCUCCAAGGGGAAUCCCCAAUUGCGACCAUAA